AACAAGUUGUUUGAAACUUUAGUUUACAAUUGCAUGACAUGAAGAGAACAUUAAUAUUAUAAAAGAUUUUUGCUUACUGGCAAAAUUUGUAAAAUUCAGUGAUUUUUCUGAGAGAAGGAAAAAAGUUCGACUGCCAUCGUUCAGCGAGAAUUCGUUAAUCUAGACUUUAUAUUUUUUGUUGGGAACUUUUAACAUUUAUAUGCAGAUGAAAAUGAGCGACACUGACGAAGGGAGAGGAUCCCCUUGCACCCAGCCCUCCACGGAACAGCUCCUCAAGGCUGUUCGGGGGGCAGGGCCCCUCACAGAGGCCGAGAGUCUCCUCAGCAAAGCCAACUUGGACGAGUCUGGAAAGUUUCCGAAACAAAUUCAGGAUGCCGUUUCCCAAGUCUUGAAAGGAUAUGACUGGUCUCUGAUCCCGAUGCCUCAGAGGGGACCCAACGGAGAGAAGAGGAAGCCCCACAUAAAACGACCCAUGAAUGCUUUCAUGGUAUGGGCUCAGGCUGCUAGGAGAAAGCUAGCCGAUCAGUAUCCACAUCUUCAUAACGCCGAACUUAGCAAGACUCUUGGAAAACUUUGGAGACUUUUAAACGAGGAAGAGAAAAGACCAUUUGUUGACGAAGCUGAGAGGCUCCGAGUUCAACACAAAAAAGACUACCCAGACUACAAAUACCAACCCCGCAGACGAAAGCCCCUAAAAAGCGCCAAUGGCAACCCCGCCGAUUCUGCUGGAGGCAUGUCUCACGCCAUGAUGUUCAAGGGCAUGCAAGGUUCCCCCACGGGCAUGAGUGACGGGGAUUCCAGCGAUUGUUCCUCCCACAACAACCACGGGCCUCCCACUCCCCCUGCCACCCCUAACCAACACGAGCUGAUCAACCUUAAAUCCAUGGCUGACCGCAUGCGCGCGGUGCGCCACAUUUCAGGAGGACACCAGAACUCAAUAGAUUUCAGUCGAGUUAAUUUGGAACUUGCCCCAGAAGCCGUAGCUUACAAUGAUCUGGAUGAAUUCGAUAGAUAUUUGCCAACCACUGCUGCCAACCCAGCCAUUCAAGGAGAAAACGACCAAUAUACUCCUUAUGGUAUGACGUCAGGCACCACUAGUACGUCAUCAUCCUGGACCAGCUCUUACAGGGCCCCCGGUUCCAUGUGUUUGCCAAACUACAACAUGACACAAAACAAUGACAUCUCCACCCCAUACGAUUUGUCCAACCAUCGCUCGCCGCCAAGCGGCAAUCCUUCUCAUUCUCCCAACAUGCAUAGUCCAUCCUACCCCAGCAGCGCCAGUGACUGUAAAUAUUCGGAUCACGAAGAAUCCAAUCCUUCCGUGAAGCUGGAGCCUCUGAGCGGGCGCACACAAUCCUCCAGCCAGCAAUACAGCUACAGCCUGUCUCCACCACCCCGAUAUGGCAUGGACGGUCACCAUGGCAACUCCUACGUGUCUCAAGGGAACAAUUCCUACUCCUCUUCCUCCUCCUCCACUGGCUCUCAGCCCUAUCAGUUCAUGGGCAUGAAUCGUCAAAUGUUUAACCCCAUCCCCGCCGCGGUACCCGCGGACCAACAGUGGGAUAGAUACGCCUAAAAAUUUGGACUAUACUAUUCGUGUGAUAUCGGACAUGACUGUAUCGCUGUGAUCUCUCGGAACACCUCGUCCGUGAUCUUCUCGUUUAUAUGUCAAGAUGUGCGAAUGCUAAAUUGGUUUUUUUUAACUAUAUACAAGAGAUGGAUGAUUGGGGUAUUUUUUUCUGGAGAAACUUGAUAAAGUUUCAUAUUUUUAUUCUCUUUUUUUUCUCUUUUCUUCUUGUGUGUGCAUGGAUGAUAAUUUUUUGUAACUUAUCCAUUGUGUUUUAUAACUUUCUAUGUAUAUGACUCGCAGAGAAUAAAGUCCCCCUUGAGAAAUCAUGCCAUUUGCUUGUUUUCACCGGUGCUAAGGUGUUCGAAUCCAGUAUUGAGUACUGCGUGGCCAGCAGUACAUCGAAGACUUUGAUAACAUAAUAUAUUUAUUUUUAUAUCUCUUCUAUUGCCAAAUGAUGUUUUGUAUGUAUACAAUUAAGUCUUCCACUUUAUAUUUGAUAUUCAAAUGAACUCUAUAUGGGAGGAAUCAAUCAUCGGCUUUUUGAUAUUUAUCCUUUACGAAGACGCAAUCGAACAAAAAAAAAAAAAUUCUAUGCAUUUAUUAUCAUAUAUCAUUUAUUAAUUUAUGUAUAUUUUGAUACUGUUGUAUAUAUUUGUAAAAAAAUAAAAUAAUCUUUUCCCAG
Molecule: messenger RNA, 2252 nt
Organism: Magallana angulata
Lineage: Eukaryota; Metazoa; Mollusca; Bivalvia; Ostreida; Ostreidae
Product: transcription factor Sox-8-like
Exons: 3
Coding region: 200-1576 (458 amino acids)
Biological process (GO): negative regulation of transcription by RNA polymerase II; morphogenesis of an epithelium
Cellular component (GO): nucleus
Molecular function (GO): DNA-binding transcription factor activity, RNA polymerase II-specific; RNA polymerase II cis-regulatory region sequence-specific DNA binding
Source: RefSeq, a predicted model, not a curated record